GGAACACCAUUGAAAUAUGUCGGACAAAAGAAAAGAGAAAGCAACAAAAUUGUCGAGAAGGAACAAAAAACGCCAUCAACCCCAAAGAAAGGACGGCGCUCGAGCAAGAUUGUUCAGGAACGGCUAGGAGAUGGUGCGGAUUCAAAAACGCUACCGCCUAUCAUUCAAGAUGUGACUACGCAGCAAACCGACGAUACACUGGUUUUACGAGAAAUGGACGAUGUUCUCAAUGUGACUGCUCCAAACAACGGGGGCCUUGAUGAAAGCUUGGACGAAAACGACGAUGUUACCGAGACCCCCGAGAAACAAAACACGGGAGUGGAGAGUAUCGCUGCUACACCUACUCCAGCUUUUGUUCAAAGAAUUGCCGGUACACCAGGCAUAUUGAAGAAGGUGGAUAGCCCCUCAACAGCUGAGAAAAAGCUUCGGCGAGUUCAUUUCGGAGGAACAUUGGAGAAUAAUGCACUUGAUGUAACUACUGAUGAUCCGCUCAAAGCGAUAACAAGUAAUGAUCUCAUUCCCGUUUCUCCGAAGGGGAUCGUGAAGAGAGCCACACCAAGACGGCCUUUUUUUCAUCUUCAGACGACUGUUGAUCAGGUGUCAAAGGUCGCCGCGUUGCCCAACGAAAGCAUUGCUGCAUCUCCGGUAAAAUCUGAAGCGGAUGCGGCCACUUUCACUGAUGACGAGCCUAUUUUUCCCCGCUUAGCAGACUGCCAGGAGUCCAUAGGAAGAAUAGUCGGGAGACUGCUACCAUUAUCCUCCACUAACGGUGCAAUUGCUGCGCGUAAAUCACUGGAAGCACAAGGCAUAGUGAAGAUUUGCGAUCUUGCGUCCAAGUCUCGGCGUGAGGUGUCGCUGCUGAAUAUCAAAAAACCACGCAUCGAAACUGCUUUACGAACACUUUCACAGUUUGCCCGUGACCACUUCAAGGCAGAAACAUCACCCAUAAAAGUGAUUUCUGAGUCGACACAGGAGUCAUUGCUGGAACCUGUGGAGGUACAAGAGGACGUUGUUCUGGAAGCUCUCGAACAGUCUGGCACCGCAACAUCAUUUACUGUUGUGAUAUCCGAAAGCAGUGAAGGUGUAUAUUGCGCUUUUGCCUUUCAUCUGAAUAGUACACCUGGUGCGCGUGAGGACGUGUCGGCGAUGGGACAUCAAGGUCCAGGCUGA
Messenger RNA from Ostertagia ostertagi, 1170 nucleotides. The record is from the annotation of a GenBank genome assembly. NCBI's taxonomy places the organism in Eukaryota, Metazoa, Nematoda, Chromadorea, Rhabditida, Trichostrongylidae.